AUGGACUCUGUAACACUCUUCUUCACCGGCGCUCUCCUCGCCGUCGGUAUCUACUGGUUCCUCUGCGUCCUCGGCCCAGCCGAACGUAAAGGCAAAAGAGCCAUCGAUCUAUCCGGCGGCUCAAUCUCAGCCGAGAAAGUCCAAGACAACUACAAACAGUACUGGUCUUUCUUCCGCCGUCCCAAAGAAAUCGAAACCGCCGACAAAGUCCCCGACUUCGUCGACACCUUCUACAACCUCGUCACCGACAUCUACGAAUGGGGUUGGGGACAAUCCUUCCACUUCUCUCCUCACAUCCCCGGAAAAUCCCACAAAGACGCCACGCGCCUCCACGAAGAGAUGGCCGUAGAUCUGAUCCAAGUCAAACCGGGUCAAAAGAUCCUCGACGUCGGAUGCGGAGUCGGUGGUCCGAUGAGAGCGAUUGCAUCUCACUCGCGAGCUAACGUUGUCGGGAUCACAAUCAAUGAGUACCAGGUGAACAGAGCGCGUCUCCACAAUAAGAAAGCUGGGCUCGACGCGCUUUGUGAGGUGGUUUGUGGUAACUUCUUACAGAUGCCGUUCGAUGACAACACUUUCGACGGCGCGUACUCGAUCGAAGCCACGUGUCACGCGCCGAAGCUAGAGGAAGUAUACGCCGAGAUCUACAGGGUGUUGAAACCCGGAUCCAUGUAUGUAUCGUAUGAGUGGGUCACGACGGAGAAAUUCAAAGCGGAGGAUGAUGAACACGUGGAGGUCAUACAAGGGAUCGAGAGAGGAGAUGCACUUCCUGGUCUUAGGGCUUACGUGGACAUAGCAGAGACGGCGAAGAGAGUUGGGUUCGAGAUUGUGAAAGAGAAGGAUCUGGCUGCACCACCGGCUCAUCCGUGGUGGAACAGGCUUAAGAUGGGUAGGUUAGCUUAUUGGAGGAAUCAUGUAGUGGUUCAGAUUUUGUCUGCGGUUGGUGUUGCGCCUAAAGGAACAGUUGAUGUUCAUGAUAUGUUGUUUAAGACUGCUGAUUAUUUGACCAGAGGAGGUGAAACCGGAAUAUUCUCUCCGAUGCAUAUGAUUCUCUGCAGAAAACCGGUUACUUCGACGCCGAAGGAGAGUUCUUGA
Arabis nemorensis is the source of this 1092-nucleotide messenger RNA. Lineage: Eukaryota; Viridiplantae; Streptophyta; Magnoliopsida; Brassicales; Brassicaceae. The record is from the annotation of a GenBank genome assembly.